UCGUCUUGGCCAAGGUCCUGGCUCCGCGGCUGAGCGCGAUCGGUUGUGGCGCCCCGGAGCUGCCUGCUUGGUCCGGGGUGGGCGGGCAGGGACCUGGACGCUGCGCUCUCUGGCCGCUCCCCGUCGCGCCCGCUCCCUCGCAGCCACGCGGGGCGCGCACUCCCACUCCCUCCGCGCGCGGCUCCGGGGCGCAAUGGACGCCGCGCUGCUCCACAGCCUGCUGGAGGCCAACUGCAGCCUGUCGCUGGCCGAAGAGCUGCUCCUGGACGGCUGGGGGGUGCCCCCGGACCCCGAAGGUCUCUACUCCUACUGCAACACGACCUUGGACCAGAUCGGGACUUGCUGGCCCCAGAGCACGCCCGGAGCCCUGGUGGAGAGACCGUGCCCCGAGUACUUCAAUGGCAUCAAGUACAAUACGACCCGGAAUGCCUACCGAGAAUGCUUGGAGAAUGGAACAUGGGCCUCCAGGAUCAACUACUCACACUGUGAGCCCAUUUUGGAUGACAAGCAGAGGAAGUAUGACCUGCAUUACCAAAUCGCCCUCAUUGUCAACUACCUGGGCCACUGUGUUUCUCUGGUGGCCCUGGUGGUCGCUUUCCUGCUCUUCCUGGUCCUGCGGAGCAUCCGCUGCCUGCGGAACGUGAUCCACUGGAACCUCAUCACCACCUUCAUCCUGAGGAACGUCACGUGGUUCCUGUUGCAGCUCAUCGACCACGAAGUGCAUGAGGGGAAUGAGGUCUGGUGUCGCUGCAUCACCGCCAUCUUCAACUACUUCGUGGUCACCAACUUCUUCUGGAUGUUUGUGGAGGGCUGCUACCUGCACACGGCCAUCGUCAUGACGUACUCCACCGAGCACCUGCACAAGUGGUUCUUCCUCUUCAUUGGAUGGUGCAUCCCCUGCCCCAUUAUCGUUGCCUGGGCGGUUGGCAAACUCUACUAUGAGAACGAACAGUGCUGGUUUGGGAAGGAACCUGGUGACUUGGUGGACUACAUCUACCAGGGCCCCAUCAUCCUCGUGCUCUUGAUCAAUUUUAUAUUUCUGUUCAACAUCGUCCGGAUCCUGAUGACAAAAUUACGAGCAUCCACCACAUCUGAGACAAUCCAGUACAGGAAGGCGGUGAAGGCCACGCUGGUCCUCCUCCCAUUGCUGGGCAUCACCUACAUGCUCUUCUUCGUCAAUCCUGGAGAGGACGACCUGUCCCAGAUUGUGUUCAUCUAUUUCAACUCUUUCCUGCAGUCCUUCCAGGGUUUCUUUGUGUCUGUUUUCUAUUGCUUCUUCAAUGGAGAGGUGCGCUCGGCCCUGAGGAAGCGAUGGCACCGUUGGCAGGACCAUCACUCCCUCCGAGUGCCUGUGGCCCGGGCCAUGUCCAUCCCCACAUCGCCCACCAGGAUCAGCUUCCACAGCAUCAAGCAGACAGCCGCGGUGUGACCCUCUGUCCUCCAUCACUACACCACUGAGGCAGCUUCCCCAUCCUCUACAGCCUUCCCCUGGGUCCUCCUUGCUACACUGACCCUUGGGGUGCAGGAAAAGGAGGGGAGAGAUCCACUCUCCAGCCUGGAAGGAAAGGAACGCUAUGGGAGGGGGCUCUGAAGGACCAGGGCCCAGUGCAGCCACAAGUCUGCAAGCAAGAGGGAGCAGAGGGAUGCUGCAGACCCCUCAAAAAGAGAGGCUCUCACAUCCUCAAGGCUUUGCGCACCCAGCCUCUUGCAGAUCCUCACUGUAACACCAUUUACACAUGAAGAAAUGGAGGUGCAGAGCAGGCAAGGGCCUGGCCAAGUCACACAGUUACUUGUCUCACUCACAGCACCCACGGUUGGCUCUACUCCUUGCUUUCUGGCUCCGUACUUAGGGGUGCCCUCUGUAGGUGGAGGAGACAAGAGUUAACUUACCUGGCUUCAUCCCAGGGACUGUCUAGCAGAUAAGCCUCCCUCCUCGGUACCAGCCCCUCACAAACUGCCCCUCCAUCCUUUCUCAGUCCUCCUGCCCCCAGGUCUCCAGGAGAAUGCUGUCUUGUCUUCCAGUCUGCUGCCCCUCCUGGGAGACCCCCAUUCAGCCUGGGCUCAGCCUGGGGACCUGGAGAUGCCAUGGGCAAUGACACAGAGAGACAGUCACACUCUCAGGCCAAUCAGAUACACAGGGCUGGACAGAAGGGGAGCAGCACAGGCCAGGGGGCGGGGGCGUUGGGGGGGGGCAGAGUGGCGGGAGGCUCGCCCAAAUCAGAGCAUUUCUCCUCCGACUGCUUCAGCCUCUGCUGCAGAAACGGCUCCUGUGACGUCAGCCAGGUGUCUGCGGGGGUGGCAAGCUUCAAGUCAAGCAAUUAGACAUCCGAGAGAUGAUGUGGGCCAAUGAUGAGGACAGAGUGUCUGCAGGGCAUAGCCGUGUCCCUCUCCUUAGAGAUGACAGCCUGGGCCCAAGCAGGCAUUCCUCUGGCCUGUGGUGGGUUUGGAGUCUUCAGGUUCAAAGGGCCUAAAUCAUCCUUGAGGAUGACAUCUGCCCCAUCCCCAAUACAGAGCCUGACUGUGCCAGGGACUAAGAUUCUGGAACUGGGAGGGAGGGGAGGCAAGGCCCCUCAGGCUCCACAAACAAGAAGAAACAGAGCUUGGAUUCGGACUCCACCUCCAUUUCCCCUGUCUCCCUCCCCUCAGCAGAAGAGGAGAGAGAAGCCAGCAGACUAUAGUCUUGAAAAGGGCCCCUUGUCUAGCUACAGCACAAAAAUAAACUUUGAAAAAUUAUUCCGUUU
Peromyscus californicus insignis is the source of this 2741-nucleotide messenger RNA. RefSeq names its product corticotropin releasing hormone receptor 2 (gene Crhr2). Gene Ontology annotation, molecular function: G protein-coupled peptide receptor activity; corticotropin-releasing hormone receptor activity; peptide hormone binding. Lineage: Eukaryota; Metazoa; Chordata; Mammalia; Rodentia; Cricetidae. Gene Ontology annotation, biological process: long-term synaptic potentiation; adenylate cyclase-modulating G protein-coupled receptor signaling pathway; cell surface receptor signaling pathway. The record is from RefSeq and is a predicted model, not a curated record. The coding region runs from base 194 to 1429 and encodes 411 amino acids. The transcript has 12 exons. Gene Ontology annotation, cellular component: axon terminus; plasma membrane; dendrite.